This is a messenger RNA of Culicoides brevitarsis, 1359 nucleotides long. RefSeq lists its product as uncharacterized. Lineage: Eukaryota; Metazoa; Arthropoda; Insecta; Diptera; Ceratopogonidae. Gene Ontology annotation, molecular function: protein binding. The record is from RefSeq and is a predicted model, not a curated record. Bases 94 to 1230 code for a protein of 378 amino acids. The transcript is spliced from 8 exons.
GUAUCCCUUAAAUUUUAUGAGAAAGUGCAUUUUGUGUCAAUCUCAGUACAAUAACAAUAGUAGAGAGCAUCAAUAGCCAGUCUCCAAUAUAAAAUGCUUUUAUUUGCAGCAUUUUUAGCCAUCAAUGUAAGAAUAAUUGAUUCUGCUCCAAGUACACCUGAAAAUAUUACAUUAACCUUCAUCAAUCCAACAUCCGUAAAAGUAUCUUGGGAAACGUCUUCUCCGAUAAAUCAACAAAAACCGUUACCAGAUAAGUACGAUAUUACGUAUAGGCCAACAAGAGCAAAUUUCAGGAUUGUACAUAACGUCACUGGCAAUGUAAAAGAAGUCAUUAUAGAUAAAUUAGAUCCAGAUACUCAAUAUACGUUAACAGUGACUGCGAUUUACAAUAAAAAUAGGAGAUUCAAAAGUAAACCAAUUACUUUUAGGACACAAGAAAUGGGACCCGGAAAUGAUACGUACAAAGCCAAUAACAGUUUAUCACAAAAUCAAAGUAAAAACGAAACGACCACAAAAGAACUUCCAAUUAUUCGUGGUGUAGAAAUCGGAAUCGUCUUAUUAGUUCUUGUUGUUUGGGCGGGUGCAAUUGCUCUUUUUUUUAACCGAUGGGGCAAAAUUCGUAUGUUGUUGCCGUAUCAACCAGCAUACAAAUCGGAACAGCUAAAAGUGCCCGGAACAGGAGUAUGCACAGGACAGUGUAACGGUCAACAUUCGCAUCAGCAACAAAUACAUCCUCCGUGGCCCGAAGAUUCUGUGGUUGCUAUUGAGAAUCGUUGUAGUCGAGCACGCAUCAACAGCGCAAUUUUCGUGUCAUCUGAAGGACGUGGUUUUGAUUCUAUUGAGUUCAUUAGGCGUUAUGGAUCGCAAAGCGUUCUAUGUCGAAAAGCAAAGAGUGCAGAAAAUAUUAGCGAUGAAAAAAAGCGAAAAUCAUUUUCUAAGGAUUGGUCAUGCGAUGAACAUCAAAGUCCUCCAAUUGAGCUUCAUGAAUGCACAAUAAACGAAGCAACUGCGGAAAAUGUAGCAGAUAAUAGUAUUAAUAAACAGCAAUCCCUACCAUCGCAACAAAUGCCAUCAUCGCCAAUAUCAUCACAACCACAAUUAACAUUAUUUUCUCAACCAAGCACGAGUAAACUGCAACAACAACAAAAAAGACCUCCAAGACUUGGCCAAUUACCUGCGUUAUCUGUAUCUGGACCCUCACCGCCGCACGAAAAAGAACAGUUAUUGUAAUGAAGUGUUCUUCGUCAAUCAGAUAUUGCACUUUUAGGCCUUUAUUAGCUACUGAUCAUAAAUCGAUUAUCAAGCCUUUUAUUAAGUUAAAAAAUUUUUACGUACGUUACAAUUGCUCUAAUAUUUAAG